CUCCCGUCCAAUCCCCCACCGCCGAGACCACGAAGCACCAGUACCAGAGAGAGGAGUUCGAGCUCGCCGGAGCUUUGGGAGGAGGCGGUCCAGCAAGUCCCCGAGAUCAACCAACCCCAUGGCGACCAGGCAUCACCAGCACGCGGCUGCCGCUCCGCAGCCGGCCAACCGAGGUGCCGCCGUCCUGACAGGGAAGCAGAAGGCCGCCGCCGCCGGCGGCCGGCCUGAGGAAAGGAACGCUCGGAGGCGAGCGCUUGGUGAUAUCGGCAACCUUGUCCACGCCCAGGUCCAGCUGCCCGAGGGCAUCAAUCGCCCAAUCACUAGGAGCUUCGGCGCCCAGCUCCUCAAGAAGGCCCAGGCCAACGGCGCUGGGGCGAGCAAGAAUGCCGAAGCUGCUCCUCCUGCACCAGCCCCGAAGCCGGUGGCGAGGAGGCCUGCCCUCAAGGCCGCCCCUCGCGCUGAGCAGGCCGCCAAGGCCGCCGAGAACAAGAAGCAGCCAGAGGCGGCUGCCCACAAGCUCCCCAGAAAGAAGGUGGUGAACACGCUCACCGCAGUCAUGUCCCACCGCUCCAAGGAAGCAUGCGGCCUCAAGAGCAAGCCAAAGUCGCCCGUGGAAGACAUCGACAAGCUCGACGGCGACAACGAGCUGGCCGUUGUCGACUACAUCGAAGACAUCUACUCUUACUACAAGAGUGCUCAGCACGAGUGCCGGCCGAUCGACUACAUUGGGAGACAGCCCGAGAUCGACACCAACAUGAGGGCCAUCCUCGUGGACUGGCUCGUGGAAGUGGCACACAAGUUCGAACUGAUGCCGGAGAGCUUCUACCUCGCCAUCUACAUCAUCGACAGGUUCCUCUCCAUGCAGGCGGUGCCUCGCCGGGAGCUGCAGCUCGUCGGGGUCGCUGCGAUGCUCAUCGCCUGCAAGUACGAGGAGAUCUGGGCGCCCGAGGUCAAUGACUUAAUCUCAAUCGCGGACAACGCCUACUCGCGGCAGCGGAUUCUCGGCAUGGAGAAGAGCAUCCUGAACAGGAUGUCCUGGAACCUCACCGUCCCCACGCCGUACGUCUUCCUGGUGCGGUUCGUCAAGGCUGCCGGGAGCGACAAGGAGCUGGAGCACAUGGUGUUCUUCUUCGCCGAGAUGGCGCUCAUGGAGUACGGGCUGGUCUCGCUGUGCCCGUCCCUGCUGGCGGCCUCCGCCGUGUACGCUGCUCGGUGCACGCUGAAGAAGACUCCCCUCUGGACUGAAACACUCAAGCACCACACCGGCUUCAGUGAGCUACAGCUGAUGGAGCCUACCAAGGUCCUCGUCGCCUCCCACGUCCGUGCUCCACAGAGCAAGCUGAGGGCCGUCUACAGGAAGUACGCCGGCGAGCAGUUUGCGCGUGUUUCCAUGCAGCCUCCUGCAGUUGCUGCUCAGGGCCUCGCCUAGUUGGUUUAGUCAUCUUAGGAUUUGCUUGGCUUUCCAAUCAAGAAGGCUUGGUUUACUUACACUUGCUGUGUUCACGUGAGUGGAUGCUGGUCUGCUAAUUGAUACACCAGGGUGUAACAACUACUAUUUAUGUACCAUUUCUUUUACAUAUGUUUGAAUCGAUUUCAAAGUGUGUUUGAUACACCAAGGUGUAACAGAUACUAAUACUAUACGUAUGAUUGAAUAAAGUUCAAAGUAUUCUUUUA
Lolium perenne is the source of this 1674-nucleotide messenger RNA. RefSeq names its product cyclin-B1-5. Gene Ontology annotation, molecular function: cyclin-dependent protein serine/threonine kinase regulator activity. Gene Ontology annotation, biological process: mitotic cell cycle phase transition. The record is from RefSeq and is a predicted model, not a curated record. Lineage: Eukaryota; Viridiplantae; Streptophyta; Magnoliopsida; Poales; Poaceae.